AUGCUGAGAACUAAAACUUUAGUCUUGAUCUGUGCUACUUUUGUAGCAUUUUCAUAUGCCAAUCAAAAUGAACAUAAUCAUUAAAAUCAUCAUAAUAGUAAUAGUGGUAACAGUGAUUCAUCUUCCCAAGGAUCAAUCAAAUCUAAGCUUUCUAAAACUAGUAAUGAUAAUACGAAUGAUAGCUCAAGCAAAUCGUCACAUUCUCAUUCAACUCAUCCCUCAUAAAGUCACACUUAAAGUGAUAGCAAUGGAGCUACACAUCAACACUCACAUCACAAUUCUCAAGGAUCAGACUCUGGAGAUGAUGAUCUGACAAAAGGAUGGCACCUACAGCAUCCUGAAAAGAAUGUGUAGUAUCCAACAAAUGCCAAGAAAAGAUCGGAUAGAUAUCAGAAAGAUACUGAUGGUACCGAGCAUUUUGAGGUGCAUAGUGACGAUAAACCAUUUGAGUAGGGGUCUAAAACAAAACCCAGAACUGAAAUGAGAAACCACAAUGACUACACUAGUGGUAAACAUCAAUUUUCUGCUGACUUUAAGGUGCCUAAGGGAACUAAUGGAGCUACAAUCAUGUAGAUAUUCGGAGGAGACAGAAGUUACACAAAGAAAAAUCCCCACUCCUCAUCAUUUAUGAUGCAAGUACAUGAUGGUGAUUUAACUUAUUAUAACAAAAAGUAACCCAUUGAAAAGAACAUUGCUGGCAAAUGGGAACAUGUGAAUGUCAUUCAUGAUGCUGACAAGCACAAAAUCGAUGCUUAUCUUAAUGGAAAGCCAGUCUUUCAUGGCAAGGAUAAUGGAAACGAUAAUCAUUACUUCAAGUAUGGAGUAUAUGGUCAAGAGGGUAUGUCACCAAAAAUGGAAGUGUACUACAAGAAUGUUAACAUUUAUGACAAGAAAAACAAACUCUUCUAUUAUAACUGA
Molecule: messenger RNA, 918 nt
Organism: Stylonychia lemnae
Lineage: Eukaryota; Ciliophora; Spirotrichea; Sporadotrichida; Oxytrichidae
Source: the annotation of a GenBank genome assembly